GUAUUGACACUGUACUAAUGGCACUGGACAGGAGGGGUUAACAUGAGGGGUGAUCAAGGCAAGGAUUUUUUUUUUUUUCUUUUUCACACUUUGCAUUGCAGAUGCAACAAAGGUCACUGUACCUGCAAUCCACUGCUUGCUUUGAACUGUCAUGAAUGGGUAGGUCCAGGGGCAGACUGACCAUUUGGAAACUCAGGCACUGCCCGAGGGCCCGGGGUCAGUUGGGGGCCCCAUGAGAUGCCCCUGGUACCUUUUUCAUAGGCUUUUUUGAGUUUGGGCAAAGACACAGGGGCCCGAAGAUCCCCUAUUGCCUGGGGGCCCCAUGA
Messenger RNA from Staurois parvus, 326 nucleotides. The record is from the annotation of a GenBank genome assembly. NCBI's taxonomy places the organism in Eukaryota, Metazoa, Chordata, Amphibia, Anura, Ranidae.